ACAGCCACACGCCCCAAGGCCUCCAAGAUGAGCUACACGUUGGACUCGCUGGGCAACCCGUCCGCCUACCGGCGGGUAACCGAGACCCGCUCGAGCUUCAGCCGCGUCAGCGGCUCCCCGUCCAGCGGCUUCCGCUCGCAGUCGUGGUCCCGCGGCUCACCUAGCACCGUGUCCUCCUCCUACAAGCGCAGCAUGCUCGCCCCGCGCCUCGCCUACAGCUCCGCCAUGCUCAGCUCCGCGGAGAGCAGCCUUGACUUCAGCCAGUCCUCGUCCCUGCUCAACGGCGGUUCCGGACCCGGCGGCGACUACAAGCUGUCCCGCUCCAACGAGAAGGAGCAGCUGCAGGGGCUGAACGACCGCUUCGCCGGCUACAUAGAGAAGGUGCACUACCUGGAGCAGCAGAAUAAGGAGAUUGAGGCGGAGAUCCAGGCGCUGCGGCAGAAGCAGGCCUCGCACGCCCAGCUGGGCGACGCGUACGACCAGGAGAUCCGCGAGCUGCGCGCCACGCUGGAGAUGGUGAACCACGAGAAGGCUCAGGUGCAGCUGGACUCGGACCACCUGGAGGAAGACAUCCACCGGCUCAAGGAGCGCUUCGAGGAAGAGGCGCGGCUGCGCGACGACACUGAGGCGGCCAUCCGCGCGCUGCGCAAAGACAUCGAGGAGGCGUCGCUGGUCAAGGUGGAGCUGGACAAGAAGGUGCAGUCGCUGCAGGAUGAGGUGGCCUUCCUGCGGAGCAACCACGAGGAGGAGGUGGCCGACCUUCUGGCCCAGAUCCAGGCAUCGCACAUCACGGUGGAGCGCAAAGACUACCUGAAGACAGACAUCUCUACGGCGCUGAAGGAAAUCCGCUCCCAGCUCGAAUGCCACUCCGACCAGAAUAUGCACCAGGCCGAAGAGUGGUUCAAAUGCCGCUACGCCAAGCUCACCGAGGCGGCAGAGCAGAACAAGGAGGCCAUCCGCUCCGCCAAGGAAGAGAUCGCCGAGUACCGGCGCCAGUUGCAGUCCAAGAGCAUCGAGCUAGAGUCGGUGCGCGGCACCAAGGAGUCCCUGGAGCGGCAGCUCAGCGACAUCGAGGAGCGCCACAACCACGACCUCAGCAGCUACCAGGACACCAUCCAGCAGCUGGAAAAUGAGCUUCGGGGCACAAAGUGGGAAAUGGCUCGUCAUUUGCGCGAAUACCAGGACCUCCUCAACGUCAAGAUGGCUCUGGAUAUAGAAAUCGCUGCAUACAGAAAACUCCUGGAGGGUGAAGAGACCAGAUUUAGCACAUUUGCAGGAAGCAUCACUGGGCCACUGUACACACACCGACAGCCCUCAGUUACAAUAUCCAGUAAGAUUCAGAAAACCAAGGUGGAAGCUCCCAAGCUCAAGGUCCAACACAAAUUUGUCGAGGAAAUCAUAGAGGAAACCAAAGUGGAGGAUGAGAAGUCAGAAAUGGAAGAGGCCCUGACAGCCAUUACAGAGGAACUGGCCGUUUCCAUGAAGGAAGAGAAGGAAGAAGCAGCAGAAGAAAAGGAAGAGAAGCCAGAAGCUGAAGAAGAAGAAGUAGCUGCCAAAAAGUCUCCAGUGAAAGCAACUGCACCUGAAGUUAAAGAAGAGGAAGAGGGGGAAAAGGAGGAAGAAGAAGGCCAGGAGGAAGAAGAGGAAGAAGAUGAGGGAGCUAAGUCAGACCAAGCCGAAGAGGGAGGAUCUGAGAAGGAAGGCUCUAGUGAAAAAGAGGAAGGUGAGCAGGAAGAAGGAGAAACAGAGGCUGAAGGUGAAGCAGAGGAAGCCGAAGCUAAAGAGGAAAAGAAAGUGGAGGAAAAGCGUGAGGAAGUGGCUACCAAGGAGGAGCUGGUGGCAGAUGUCAAGGUGGAAAAGCCAGAAAAAGCCAAGUCUCCUGUGCCAAAAUCACCAGUGGAAGAGAAAGCCAAGUCUCCUGUGACAAAAUCACCAGUAGAAGAGAAAGCCAAGUCUCCUGUGACAAAAUCACCGGUGGAAGAGAAAGCCAAAUCUCCUGUGACAAAAUCACCAGUGGAAGAGAAAGCCAAGUCUCCUGUGACAAAAUCACCAGUGGAAGAGAAAGCCAAGUCUCCUGUGACAAAAUCACCAGUGGAAGAAGCAAAGCCAAAAGCAGAAGUAGGGAAAGGUGAACAGAAAGAGGAAGAAGAGAAGGAAGUCAAGGAAGCUCCCAAGGAAGAGAAGGUAGAGAAAAAGGAAGAGAAACCAAAGGAUGUGCCAGAGAAGAAGAAAGCUGAGUCCCCAGUAAAGGAGGAAGCUGUGGAGGAGGUGGUCACCAUCACCAAAUCGGUAAAGGUGCACUUGGAGAAAGAGACCAAAGAAGAGGGGAAGCCACUGCAGCAGGAGAAAGAGAAGGAGAAAGUGGGAGGAGAGGGAGGGAGUGAGGAAGAAGGGAGUGAUAAAGGUGCCAAGGGAUCCAGGAAGGAAGACAUAGCUGUCAAUGGGGAGGUAGAAGGAAAAGAGGAGGUAGAGCAGGAGACCAAGGAAAAAGGCAGUGGGAGGGAAGAGGAGAAAGGCGUUGUCACCAAUGGCCUAGACUUGAGCCCGGCAGAUGAAAAGAAGGGGGGAGAUAAAAGUGAGGAGAAAGUGGUAGUGACCAAAACGGUAGAAAAAAUCACCAGUGAGGGGGGAGAUGGUGCUACCAAAUAUAUCACUAAAUCUGUAACCGUCACUCAAAAGGUUGAAGAGCAUGAAGAGACCUUUGAGGAGAAACUAGUGUCUACUAAAAAGGUAGAAAAAGUCACUUCACACGCCAUAGUAAAGGAAGUCACCCAGAGUGACUAAGAUUUGAGUCCACUGCAAAAGGUUAAGCCAUAUGACAAUUUCAAAAUGCAUGUGAUUGGCAGCUUCAAAACAGAACGGGUUCUCCCAUGGGGGCUCCAGACAUUGUAUUUUACUUUGUGCAAUAUGAGGGGACUGCAUGCAAGCUCAGGGUGCUCCCUCCUCAGUCUUUGGGGGAUUCAAAUGCAUGAUAUUGUAUGUACCUGGGAAAUUUGCCAAUUUCCUAAGCUGUUGGAAGGGGGUCACUUAAGGGGGGAUGUCUUGAGAUGUAUUAUGCAAAGUACCAACUGAGCCAAAAACAAUAAAUGAAACACAGAACUCUCUUAGCCUUAAGAAAGCUAUAUAUGAAUAAUUAUGUUUACCUCACUGGUGCGUUUAAAAUGGACUUUUGUUCAUGGGAGAACCUUGUUGACAUGCACAGUUUGCAAUCUUAUGUUGAUCGAUGUUAAACGUCACAGCAGUACUUGCUCAAUAAAGGUCAUAUUGGAAACAUA
Rhinopithecus roxellana (golden snub-nosed monkey) is the source of this 3275-nucleotide messenger RNA. RefSeq names its product neurofilament medium (gene NEFM). Gene Ontology annotation, biological process: neurofilament bundle assembly. NCBI's taxonomy places the organism in Eukaryota, Metazoa, Chordata, Mammalia, Primates, Cercopithecidae. The record is from RefSeq and is a predicted model, not a curated record. Gene Ontology annotation, cellular component: intermediate filament; cytoplasm; axon. The coding region runs from base 28 to 2784 and encodes 918 amino acids. Gene Ontology annotation, molecular function: structural constituent of cytoskeleton. The transcript has 3 exons.